GGACAUGCGCGUGCGCAGAUCGGCCUGGCCGAGCUUCCCGGCUCUGUGGUCCCAGUGCGCAUGUUCUCUGCCCCUUGCAGGGUCCGGGACUUGAGUCUGCCGCACCUGCUUCUCUCGCCUGCAUCCCUCUGGUCAUCCCCGCCCCGGCCAUGACGGCACACUCCUUUGCCCUCCCAGUCAUCAUCUUCACCACGUUCUGGGGCCUCAUCGGCAUCGCCGGGCCCUGGUUCGUGCCGAAGGGACCUAACCGCGGGGUGAUCAUCACCAUGCUGGUAGCCACUGCUGUGUGCUGUUACCUCUUCUGGCUUAUUGCCAUUCUGGCCCAGAUGAACCCCCUGUUCGGGCCCCAGCUGAAGAACGAGACCAUCUGGUAUGUGCGCUUCCUGUGGGAGUGACCAAGAGACACCCCUGCGUGUGGCCUCAAGGUACCAGGGGGACAGCAGGUAUCCCAGUGUUCUGGAUGACCCUGGCUUGACGUCCCUAGUGAUCUUCAUCCUACCUUCCCCACGGCUGUCCUGGUCCCUUUGCCCUCCCCUGUGUUAGCACCUCAGGAUCCGCACACCCAGGGUUCAGUGGGUUCUAGGACACCCCAUCUUCCCAGCCAGUCAGGGGUCUGGAAGCCCAGAGCCAGGCUGGAGCCAGGGUAUCUCUGGGGUCUCCUCUCCUUCCCUCCCCAGCAGGUCCUGGGAGCAGCUGGCCCAGGUGGGCUCCACCUCUGACAGGUGGGGCACAGGUGAGGACAGUGUCUUUGGUCCAGGUUAGGGUCUGUCCCCCAUCAGCUGUAAGGUGCCCAGUGCUGUCAGGUUAGAUGUGAAAUUUCUGAAAAAUGUGUUAGUAGAGAAACAGUCACACACUAAAAAUCAACAGAGUACUUCGGGCUAAGACCGAAUCCUAGAUGUUGAGUGAUCUUUGUAGCUAUGAGGUCCCUUGAUGACUUUCUGGGGCAGUUGUGUCUCCUCAGAAUGUUCUGUCCUGUGUUCCUUCCAUCCCUAGAGGGGCUCUAUGGCUUUGUCCCCUCCCUGGGCCCUGUUGAACUGAGUGUGACUGUUCCUAUCCUGCCUCCUUGGGAAACCUGUAUUCCUCACCAUGCUGUGGUGGUGCAGACCCCAAAACUCCCCACAGCAGCAUCCAAGUGACCGGAGCUGGGGGGGACAAGAAGCAGGUGACAGUUUGAGUGGUACUGGAGUGCUGGGUCCCCCCUCCCAGGGCACCUGGCACUGUGCUGGGGACAAUGAGAGACAGAAGUUCAGGUCAUACACGGUCAGACCAGGGGAACCUAGAGCUCUUCCAGGAGACAGAGCAGGAACAGAAACUCUAGUGCCCAGAGCUGUGAGGACAGAGCUCACCCACCUUGCCUGGUCCCUAGCCUCACUCAUUAUUAUUUAUUUAGUGCCCUUUCACUUGUUUUUCGAGCAGCAGUAGAUUCUGAUAUAUCUCACCCAGAUUCCUUAGCUCUGGUCUGCCAGCCACUUAGCUUGGGGCCCUACAUGGACACAGCUCCCCAAACCCCUUCCUCCCCUCACCUCUGCAGCCUUCCUGCGAGAUGGAGGUAUCGAGCAUGACGGAAAAACCAAUUCAUAUCUAAUAAAAGUGAUGCAAGAUUA
This is a messenger RNA of Fukomys damarensis (Damara mole-rat), 1604 nucleotides long. It is a transcript of the gene Atp6v0e2, whose product is annotated as ATPase H+ transporting V0 subunit e2. Gene Ontology annotation, cellular component: proton-transporting V-type ATPase, V0 domain. The transcript is spliced from 4 exons. Gene Ontology annotation, molecular function: proton-transporting ATPase activity, rotational mechanism. Gene Ontology annotation, biological process: proton transmembrane transport. Bases 150 to 395 code for a protein of 81 amino acids. NCBI's taxonomy places the organism in Eukaryota, Metazoa, Chordata, Mammalia, Rodentia, Bathyergidae. The record is from RefSeq and is a predicted model, not a curated record.